This is a messenger RNA of Hypoxylon fragiforme, 2835 nucleotides long. RefSeq lists its product as uncharacterized. Gene Ontology annotation, molecular function: zinc ion binding. The transcript has a single exon. The coding region runs from base 168 to 2753 and encodes 861 amino acids. Lineage: Eukaryota; Fungi; Ascomycota; Sordariomycetes; Xylariales; Hypoxylaceae. The record is from RefSeq and is a predicted model, not a curated record.
GCCUCGAAUAUGUUCCUGGCACCUACGACUAUACCCGACUAUACUGUAAAUGCAUAAUUAAUUCAUCCCAAUCACGAAAAUCAUACCGUAAUAGUUGUACAGUACCAAGUACUCGGGACUAUUAUUUAGAAUUAAAACACAAUGGAAAUAAUAUAAAUACUUUUGCUAUGCCUCAGCCGCAAGAUAACGCUCGUGUCAUAUUCCUCAUCAUCUUAAUAUUCUGGCUUGCCACCACUCCAGACUCCGGUCCAGGCCUCAUAGCUGGUCCAUCGCUAAUAAAGAGCCGACUCGCCCGCCAACGACAUGCACUCGGAAUCCUAAAUAGCACCCAAUGGGGUGACUUCUCGCCACGCCUUACCGACGACCCCCCAGAGACCGAGGCCAAAUAUUUAAACCUGACGGGUUUCCGAGAAGAAGAUGGCUAUGCUUGGGAUGACCUUCAACGUUUCAAAGACCGAUGCGAGGAGUGGAGUGCGAACGCGGUGGGAAUUCCGGAAGUCGCCGAACCUGUAUGGCAGAAUGCGACGGGAGUAGUACGCGGUUGGUGGCAGAGGAUAAACGCAACCACGUCGAGAACCCAUGAAAGCUAUAACUUGACCGAGAUUAGCCCAGGCGUUGCAUGGACUGGCUCCAGCUCCGACUGGAGGAGGAAUGUUACUGGCACGGAAGGGAAGAUCAUGAUGCGCAUAGAGGAUAUCGAAGAUGCUGCGACGGAACCCGAGGAAAUAGAUAGAAUGGUGUUGGAGAAGGCUGAGAUCAAAGCUCGGGAAGUGUCCGCAACCGUGAGCAUCGAUGAUAUAAAAGGGACUGGGAACAGUUGGGAGAUGCGAGUCCACGGUGUCCAUUGGCCUCACCGGGGGGUCAUGCUUCUGACAACUACGAGCGAGAAAUACGCCGGCAUCUUCGGUCUACCUCACCUUACCACCCAACCGGAUUUCUUCCAGUCUACUCAAGCUCUAUUGAACAGAACAUUAGACAAGGCGCUUGCGAAGAAAGAGCAACACACUUUCACCGACCAGAUCGACCCCUGGAGUUCUAAUUUAGAUGCGCCGGGUGAAGUUUGGAACCCAUCUCCACAUUGUGAAUACCUGCUUUACGUACAAGUCCAUCCUUUGGACCAAGACCUACUAGGGGUGCAACCCAGUCUCACAGGACCGGAAAAUGUCGCAAAGGCUAUCCACGACAUUGAAAAUGAGCUUCGUUUCCCUCAAGGAACUGGCCACCGACAUAUACCACGGCUCCAAAUGUCCGCUGUGAUAUAUUCACCUGAUUGUGCCUUCUUCCUUGAGACAAAAGGGCCUCCAGCAUUUGCGCCGGUUGACGGAAAACACAUGCUGGGCGUAAAACAAGAGAUUUUCCUCUACGGCGUUACUACGUUCCUCUUGGGUCUAGCAUUAAUCAUCUUCGGGCAACUCCAACUACUCAAGAUGCAAAUGAGAGAAACUUCUACACCGUCAACAUUAGGCCGUGUAAGUUUUCACACUGGAUGCAUGAUGUUACUCGCCGACGGCAUGCUCUUCACCGGUUCGGCAGCAUGGAGCUUCUCGGCUUCAACAACACUACUCCCAUCCUUGGCAGUUACAUGCGUCUCGUUUUUGUCCAUGACUGUCGAAACAUUCUUUCUAGCUGAGAUCUACAAAGUACAAGAGCCCGAAUGGAGGCGUCAGGAGAGGGAGAGGGAGAGGGAACGGGAACGUCAGAGUAGGGCUAGGCUUGCCCAUGUGGUUCCGCCUUCAUCUGGGGGUACGCCUACGCGUACUCGUACACCUACACCUACCUCGAAUCCAGCAAUGACUACUACAAAUCUUCCUAGUUCCCGCCAGACUCCUGUAAAUAACCCACCUCGUCCUCCAAGGUCGCCCCCAAUUAUUAUUCCAUCAGAUCAAGACAUCGAUGCUGAAAUCGCCGAGGUUACGAACAAUAAUAACAAUGCCACUCUUCCUGCUCCAGCAACAGCAGCAAAUGCUACACCCACCUCCCAGAAUAUUAGAACACAACUAAGCAACAUAUUUGGUCGUUUGUUACUCAUCGGCAUGUGUGUCCUCUUCCUCAGUCUUGCCGCAGCCAGCUGGCGACCCAAUCUGCGCGCCACGUAUUUCAACAUUCUCCUCUUCGCUUAUCUCUCGUUAUGGCUACCCCAGAUCUAUCGCAAUGUCUACCGCAACUGCCGUAGAGCAUUAUCAUGGCAUUUUGUCAUCGGGCAGUCCGUGCUGCGCCUGAUCCCCGUAGCCUACUUUUAUAUCUUACCGAACAACUUCGCCUUUGCCGAAACCGACUGGACCGCCUUCAUCGUGCUUUCCGGCUGGCUCUGGAUCCAGAUCUGGGUCCUGGUAGCCCAGUCUAUCCUCGGCCCUAGGUUCGGCGUGCCCAAAGGCUUGAUGCCCGAGGCCUGGGAGUACCACCCUGUGCUUCGCGAGGACAAUAUCGAGGCGGGUGGGUUGCCAAUCGGACUGGUGUCUACGCCGAGUAGCCCGACGUCACCAGAACGAGUCCGGACAGGUGAGGAAGGGAAAGAUAGGAAGAGAACGAACAUACAUGUCAUCGACUGCGCUAUCUGCAGGGAGGACCUGGAAGUGCCUGUCGUCAAAGCCGGCGACGACGACCCGACGGCUGGGGGCGUCGCAGGCGUGUUCGCCAGACGCAUGUACAUGGUUACCCCCUGCCGGCAUAUCUUCCAUAGCGCGUGUCUGGAGGGCUGGAUGCGGUUUCGACUGCAGUGUCCUAUUUGUAGGGAAGAGUUGCCGCCCUUAUAGUUAAUUGUGUGUAUAUAUACAUGUGGGAGUACUAUGGAAGUAGGUAGGGAUAUUCUAAUUAUUACAUUGUUCCAAAGGACUA